AUGACUGAUGGAUGGACUAAUCGUUGUAGGCGCACUUUAAUUAACUUCUUGUUUUAUUGUCCUAAAGGAAUUAUCUUCCUAAAGUCUGUUGAUGCUUCUCAUGCCUCCAAGACUGUUGAAUUAUUGUUUAAGCUUUUUAAAGAUGUUGUCAACUUUGUCGAUCCUGAAAAUGUUGUUCAUAUAGUGACAGACAAUGCUGCAAAUUAUGUUGCUGUUGGAAGAUUGUUGGAAGCUGAAUUCCCUAAGUUGUAUUGGUCUCCUUGUGCUGCACAUUGUAUUAAUUUGAUGUUGCAAGAUAUUGGAAAGUUGAAUGAAGUCAGUGAGACAGUUUCACAUGCUUCAAAGAUUACUAAAUACAUAUAUAAUCAUUGUCAUCCACUGUAUCUGAUGAGGAAGUUUACCGGUGGACGAGAAAUACUUCGUCCAGCUCCAACUUGCUUUGCUAUCAAUUUCAUAGCUUUGCAGAGUAUUCUAGCUCAAAAAGAUGCAUUAAGAGCUAUGACUCUAAGUUUUGGAAUAUGUGCAGAUAUUGUCAAACUUACUGAGCCACUUGUUCGUGUGCUUCGUAUUGUGGAUAAUGAAGAUAAAGCUGUAACGGGUUUUCUUUAUCAAGCUUUUAAUAAGGCUAGAGAAGAGAUGGUAAAGAGGUUUCAACAAAAAAAGAAGAUUGUGGAGCCUUACUUAAAAAUUUUGGAUACUCGUUGGGAUUCACAACUUAAAAAAAAACUUCUUGCUGCUGGCUAUGGGUUAAACCCUACUUUUCGAUUCAAUGCUGCUGAAUUUGAAAAACAUAAGCAAACCACUUUUGGCCUACUAGAUGUAAUUGAGAAAUAUUCAUAUGAUGAUUCAGAAUUGAAUACUAAAUUGACAAGUGAGACGAGAAUUUAUUCUAAUGCUGAAGAUGAUUUUGGAAGACAAUCUGCAUUCACCGCCGUUUUAACUCCUGAAGAGGUUGAUGCUCUACAAAAUGAUUUGGCAAAUAUGUCCAUUCAACCAACUUUGGAUGAUUUUGAUCAAUUAAAUUUGAAAGAUGACCAAAUAACAAUGCUAUGUAAGAUAGAUGCAAAUCAAAAUGAGGGAAAUGUUGAUCAAACUCUUAAUUUAUCCAAUGAAGAUGUUGAUGCCAACUUUGAGCUCACCCCUUAG
Molecule: messenger RNA, 1146 nt
Organism: Arachis duranensis
Lineage: Eukaryota; Viridiplantae; Streptophyta; Magnoliopsida; Fabales; Fabaceae
Exons: 4
Coding region: 1-1146 (381 amino acids)
Source: RefSeq, a predicted model, not a curated record